Molecule: messenger RNA, 1961 nt
Organism: Charadrius vociferus (killdeer)
Lineage: Eukaryota; Metazoa; Chordata; Aves; Charadriiformes; Charadriidae
Gene: VEZF1
Product: vascular endothelial zinc finger 1
Exons: 6
Coding region: 310-1638 (442 amino acids)
Biological process (GO): regulation of transcription by RNA polymerase II
Cellular component (GO): nucleus
Molecular function (GO): RNA polymerase II transcription regulatory region sequence-specific DNA binding; DNA-binding transcription factor activity, RNA polymerase II-specific
Source: RefSeq, a predicted model, not a curated record
UUUUAGGCACACGAAGCCUCACAUCACCAACAGCAGGCAGCACAGAACAGUUUGUUGCCUCUCCUGAGCUCUGCUGUUGAGCCACCCGAUCAGAAGCCGAUUCUGCCCUUACCAAUAACGCAGAAACCUCAGCCUGCACCAGAAACAUUAAAGGAUGCUAUUGUUGGGAUUAAAAAGGAAAAACCUAAAACCUCCUUUGUGUGCACUUACUGCAGCAAAGCUUUCAGGGACAGCUACCAUUUGAGGCGUCACGAGUCCUGCCACACAGGGAUAAAGUUAGUGUCACGGCCAAAGAAAACUCCCACCACAAUGGUGCCCCUUAUCUCGACCAUCGCUGGUGACAACAGCCGAAGUUCAUUGGUUUCGACUAUCGCAGGCAUCCUGUCCACAGUCACUACGUCUUCCUCUGCCACCAACCCCAGCAGUAGUGCUGGCGCAACGGCUAUGGCAGUGACUCAGACGGUGAAGAAGCCCAGCAAGCCCGUUAAGAAGAACCACGCUUGUGAGAUGUGCGGAAAGGCCUUCAGGGAUGUCUACCACCUCAACCGGCACAAGCUGUCCCACUCAGAUGAAAAACCCUUUGAAUGUCCAAUUUGCAAUCAGCGCUUCAAGAGGAAGGAUCGCAUGACCUACCACGUGAGGUCUCAUGAAGGUGGCAUCACGAAACCAUACACCUGUGGUGUUUGUGGAAAAGGCUUCUCGAGGCCUGAUCAUUUAAGCUGUCACGUUAAACAUGUUCACUCAACAGAGAGACCCUUCAAAUGCCAAACGUGCACUGCUGCCUUUGCCACCAAAGACAGACUGCGGACACACAUGGUGCGCCAUGAAGGAAAGGUAUCGUGUAAUAUCUGUGGUAAACUUCUGAGUGCAGCAUAUAUCACCAGCCACUUAAAGACACACGGGCAGAGCCAAAGUAUCAACUGUAAUACCUGUAAACAAGGCAUCAAUAAAACAUGCAUGAGUGAAGAGACCAGCAAUCAGAAGCAGCAACAGCAGCAGCAGCAGCAGCAACAACAACAACAGCAGCAGCAGCAGCAACAACAACAACAACAGCAACAACAACAGCAACAGCAGCAACAGCAGCAGCAGCACGUAACAAGUUGGCCUGGAAAGCAGGUAGAGACCCUGAGAUUAUGGGAAGAGGCCGUCAAAGCGCGGAAGAAAGAAUGUCAGUUCACCUUUGAGAAGGCUAUAGAGUACGUACCAUUCGAAGCUGCUAACUUGUGCCAAACCUCCACUGCUGCUACUACGCCUGUGACUCUUACUACUCCAUUCAAUAUAACGUCCUCUGUGGCUUCUGGGACUAUCACAAACCCAGUCACAGUGGCAGCUGCAAUGAGCAUGAGAAGUCCAGUAAAUGUAUCAAGUGCAGUUAAUAUAUCCAGUCCGAUGAACCUAGGGCAUCCUGUAACUAUAACAAGUCCAUUAUCCAUGACAUCUCCAUUAACGCUCACCACACCAGUCAAUUUACCCACCCCAGUAACCGCUCCAGUGAAUAUAGCGCAUCCAGUCACUAUAACAUCUCCCAUGAACCUCCCCACACCAAUGACGUUAGCUGGUCCGUUAAAUAUAGCAAUGAGACCAGUAGAGAGCAUGCCUUUCCUGCCCCAGGCCUUGCCCACGUCUCCUCCCUGGUAAAGAAUUUCUAAACAGUAUUAAAAAGGAUUAAAAUGGAAUCCUUACCAGCAGUUCUUUUUUGGGUUUUGUUUGGUUGGGGUUUUUUUUUGUUGGGUUUUUUUGUUUUGUUUUUUUUUUGUUUUGUUUUGUUUUAGUUAAUAAUAAAUUCAGACUAAGACACUGGGGCAACAUGCACCAUCAGAGACCGUAGUAGCAUCUUCCCCUGUUGAUUUGGCUCAUAUGGUUCAAACUUGAGUUUCACUGGAGCACUUCAUUUAAAGUAAGUUUUACCUUUUAGCUGACUGAUGCUGAAUUAGAGCAGAUACUUAUUUGCCAGAGUUUAA